Messenger RNA from Populus euphratica (Euphrates poplar), 1116 nucleotides. RefSeq lists its product as uncharacterized. Gene Ontology annotation, molecular function: protein binding. The record is from RefSeq and is a predicted model, not a curated record. The transcript is spliced from 9 exons. Bases 371 to 1102 code for a protein of 243 amino acids. NCBI's taxonomy places the organism in Eukaryota, Viridiplantae, Streptophyta, Magnoliopsida, Malpighiales, Salicaceae.
UUUUGUUUAUUAUUUCAAUUUCGGGCCGGUUAAAGUCCAGUCUUUUUUUAUUCAUUGACUUCCUCUCUUGUAAUUGUCCUCCACUGUGUUAGUCUUCUUUCAUUAUUUUUUUUCUUCAUAAGGGACAUGAAUUGCUAGAUUCUUUCUUUUUGUUUUGAUUAUUUUUUCACUAUUUGGUCCGUGAAAGGCCAGUCCUUUUUUGACUUUGAAGGGCUCGUAAAAUUUUCUAUGGUUACGCGUUCUUUCGCAGCUCUUUCCUUCUGCAUUAUUUAUUUCUGGGUGGUAAAAGUUGAGCCUUCAUAAUAAACUGGGUCGGCAUGACUCCUCACUUUCCAAAAGUUUAGGUUGCUAAGGGAAGAGAAAAGAAGACAUGGAGAGCGUUGCAUCUGAAACUGUAGACAGUACUUCAAUCGUCAAUGAUACAAGCAGCUCCCAAAAAGAAGCAGAAAUUAACGCGACUUAUUCCUGGAGCCACAGCCCUGAAAGAGAUCACGCCGCCCCAACUAUUCAAGAAUCCUAUAAAGGUUUUCGGGCCAGACGAAUCCUAGCAGUCAGUAAAGCUGCCGCAAUUAGGAUUCAAAAACACUACAGAGGUUUUCGGACCAGACGAAUCCUAGCAGACAGUAUAAUUGCGGCUGAGUUACUAUGGCAAACGACCCAGUCUGAUAUCCAAAAAAUGGGUCCAGUUCCAUCCGUAAACAUCGAGAGUGGAAAACAUAUCGUGUCACUCUUGAAAUGGGCAGACACAAGACUUGAGAAGUAUGGUAAUCUAUCCAGCGAUCAACUGGCCCUACUACAUUGUUUGGAAACUAUUGAUCCACGACUUCGUUAUUCUCAGAAUAAACAUUUUUUUUAUCUGAUCUGGGGCGAUCGAUGUUUCUUGGGGAGUUGGAAGUUUGACUCAUAUACGACAUCCUCAACUCAGCAUUGGAUAUCUGAGCUUACGAAGGCUUGGAAGACCUGGAAAGGAGCCUUGCAACGUUGGCUGGAAGUUGUGAGUUCAUACAUUCUUGUUGAAAACCUUGAUUAUUCUACUAAAGUUAACUGUUUUAAUUCAGUGGCACGUACCCUUUCUUUCCUUGUGUUUUCGCGAGUAAAUUAAAUUGAUCUGGCUAA